Messenger RNA from Penicillium canariense, 1434 nucleotides. RefSeq lists its product as uncharacterized. The coding region runs from base 1 to 1434 and encodes 477 amino acids. NCBI's taxonomy places the organism in Eukaryota, Fungi, Ascomycota, Eurotiomycetes, Eurotiales, Aspergillaceae. The record is from RefSeq and is a predicted model, not a curated record. The transcript has a single exon.
AUGCGAUCGAUGAGAGCACCUCUGGGAAGCAUCGAUACGCGCCUGAGAAUGACCGACUCUCUCCCGGACGGCUGUCCCUCCCCCUUCUUCGCGUCUGUCAUCGCAUUUGAUGACCUGCCGCAGCGUGAUAUUCUGCCACUUGACGACCCGGGAUUUCCUGAACCCAAGCUGAAGCAGACAGUGCAAUUCGCAUCUAACGAGUCUUACAAGGCGGUUUACGGGCGAGACUCUGGAAAACGGUACCCUCGACUGGAGUUGGACGUCGCCAUGGAUAAGUAUCACUUGCUGGAUGGCUUCGCCGAGACUGGGAACCCACAGAAUACCCCAGCCUCCAACAGCGGAGGUGAUAGCCCUAAAGACCCAGGCCGAUAUGUCGACACCCAGAGUCUGCGCACCAGUUCCGCACCGCAGUUACAACCGUUGGCUUUCGAGUGGCUCGAUGGCAAGUCAGAGGAAGACCGGGCAUACUUCGACGGCGAAAAAACAGACAACAGGGCCCUGACCUUGAAACGCCGAUUCCCAGUUGAUGAUGAUCCACGCUCGUCUUCCACAUUGAUCCCUUUGCAGGAUAUGCAUCAAACCACCGACCCCGAUUCUAGCGAGAAACUCGAAGGCACUACUCCGCCUACGCGUUGCGUUCGGUUCUCUCCGCCAACCGAGCCUUCUCCCAAUCAGUAUUCGCCUCGCUCAAACCGUCCAAUCCCUACAGUGGAGCGAAAGGUUGACUACAUUGCCUCACACCGUCAGCAGAAGCAAUUUGAGAAGUGGAGAGGCCCAAACCGUGCUCUUGCUCAGCGAGUCUCCCCCUACCGCAGCCUACCAAAGGUGGCAAAGGUGCUGGAGCAACCCCUGGACCGACAGCCCGAGAUUCGCUUCUUCUCUCUUUCCCCUUUACCAUACCAUCAAGGAGAUCCGACAGAUUCGGCUAAUCAAAUCAACCCAAGUCAGGACAGUCUUGUAUACAGAGUCCCAGAGAAUGCGAAAGCUGUUACAACUGACGCGGCAGAUGUCAACGAUGGCACCCCAUCUCAUCAAAUGUCUGACCUCGUUGCCUUGUCCUUCUCUAUUUAUCGAAUCCGGCACCCUGGAAAGCGGUCAGCUCGAGCUAUGAGCGCAAAUGUGUUCCAGGUACAGAUGACCUCGACACCCUUCCCAGCAAGUACCUCAACCCGGGAAGGAGAGGAGGCGAAGCAUGUUGUGAGUCGCAUGGCGCUCGAAGAUCUGGUGUUUCAUACCUAUGUCGUCGUGCCCGCCUUGAUUACACGCAUUCCUGUCAUGAUUUGGUCCAUGGUAAAACGGGUCGGAGACUCACGGAUCGGCACAAUCAUCCUUUACCUGGAAAAGAUGUUCUGGUCAGUGGUCAUUGCACUUUUCCUUGCUAUACUGGCCAAGAUGCGCCGAUCUGGGUCCGGAUUCCGUACCGCGAGAGCCUAG